Messenger RNA from Colletotrichum truncatum, 204 nucleotides. RefSeq lists its product as uncharacterized. Lineage: Eukaryota; Fungi; Ascomycota; Sordariomycetes; Glomerellales; Glomerellaceae. The record is from RefSeq and is a predicted model, not a curated record.
AUGCACCAUGCCACCUGCAUGAGCUGUAUGCAAGGCCCCAGAAGGAAGGACGUGCCAUCUGCGGCCCAAAAUGCGGCCCCCCGACACCUCUGUCGGUUGCGUUUUCAAGGACAGGCCAAGUACAAGAUACCUGGGUGCUGUUCCGGAACAGACGACACUGCACUAGUCCAGCGUAAUCGACGAGGCCACAAGCCAGGGCACUAA